CUCAUCUUUCUCCUAUAUGCUGCGACGGUGGUGUCUGCUGAUCUCCGACCAGGGUUUUAUCAGACCACAUGCCCUGACGCCGAAUCCAUUGUCCGAGACGUCAUGAAAAAAGCCCUAAUCAGGGAGCCCAGAAGCGUGGCCUCCGUCAUGCGAUUCCAGUUCCAUGAUUGCUUUGUAAACGGUUGUGAUGCUUCGAUGCUCCUGGAUGACACGCCAACGAUGCUGGGAGAGAAAUUGGCGCUGUCGAAUAUCAAUUCGCUGAGAUCAUAUGAAGUGAUCGACGAAGUGAAGGAAGAACUGGAAAAGGCAUGCCCCGGAGUUGUUUCGUGUGCAGAUAUCAUCAUAAUGGCCGCCAGAGACGCCGUCGCACUGACAGGAGGGCCUGAUUAAGUGAGGUUGGGAAGACUGGACAGCCUAAGUGCUAGCCAAGAAGACUCAAACAACAUAAUGCCCAGUCCAAGAGCCAAUGCGAGUGCCCUCAUUGAUCUCUUUAAAAUUAACCUAACCAUCAGAGACCUUGUGGCCCUCUCAGGAUCUCACUCCAUAGGCCAAGCCCGUUGCUUCUCCAUCAUGUUCAGGCUCUACAACCAGUCUGGUUCUGGAAAACCUGACCCUGCCAUUGAACCAUGCUUCAGAGAAAAGCUUGACCAGUUAUGUCCCCUCAAUGUCGACCAAAAUGUCACAGGUGACCUUGAUGCCACACCCCGUGUGUUUGAUAAUCAAUACUUCAAGGACUUGGUUCACGGCAGAGGGUUUUUGAACUCUGAUCAAACACUCUUCACUUUCCCUCAGACUAGAGGCUUUGUGAAACUCUAUAGUAGGGAUCAAAGUCAAUUCUUUAAAGAUUUUGUUAAUGGGAUGCUGAAAAUGGGUGAGUUCCAAUCUGGUCGUCCCGGUGAGGUCCGGAAGAACUGUCGAGUGGUCAAUGGUCAUUCUGAUGAUUUGAAGCUGGAAUGAUAUAGGAAAGACAAUAGAGGGUACCAUAGAGAUGUUGUUGUGGGUAUUAUGUAGUUUAUGUGAAAUAAUAAUAUAUGCAAUUUCCAGUAUUGAUGAGAAGAGUGUUUGGAUAGGUUAUACCAAAAACUAAUUAUGGUCUA
Messenger RNA from Neltuma alba, 1097 nucleotides. RefSeq names its product peroxidase 17-like. The record is from RefSeq and is a predicted model, not a curated record. Lineage: Eukaryota; Viridiplantae; Streptophyta; Magnoliopsida; Fabales; Fabaceae. Gene Ontology annotation, molecular function: heme binding; peroxidase activity. Gene Ontology annotation, biological process: hydrogen peroxide catabolic process; response to oxidative stress.